AUGUCAACAUGGAGAACAUCACUGAAGUCACUGAAUUUGUACUGAAGGGCUUCACAGACAAUGCUGACCUGGAAAUCCUUUGCUUCUUCCUCUUUCUAGCAAUUUAUCUCUUCACACUCAUGGGGAAUUUAGGACUGAUUGCUCUUGUCAUUUUAGAUUCCCGCCUACACAACCCCAUGUACUAUUUUCUGAGUGUGUUGUCUUCAGUAGAUGCCUGCUACUCCUCCGUUAUCACUCCACAGAUGGUAGUUGACUUUGUGUCAGAGAAGAAGGUUAUUUCAUUCAUUGGCUGUGCUGCACAGAUGUUUCUGGCAGUUACUUUUGGUACAACAGAAUGCUUUCUUUUGGCAGCAAUGGCUUAUGACCGCUAUGUGGCCAUCCACAGCCCACUUUUGUAUGUAGUGAUCAUGUCAUCCAGAGUCUAUGUGCCACUCAUCAUUGCCUCCUAUGCUGGUGGAAUUCUGCAUGCUGUUAUUCACACCGUUGCCACUUUCAGAUUGUCUUUUUGUGGAUCCAAUGAAAUCAGUCAUGUUUUCUGUGACAUUCCUCCUCUCCUGGCGAUUUCUUGUUCUGAUACCCACAUCAACCAGCUUCUCCUCUUCUACUGUGCUGGGUCUAUUGAGGUUGUUACUAUUCUCAUUGUCCUGAUCUCCUAUGGUUUCAUUCUCUUUGCUAUUCUAAGGACUCGCUCUGCUGAAGGUAAAAGAAAAGUCUUCUCUACGUGUGGCUCUCAUCUAACUGGAGUGUCCAUUUUUCAUGGUACUGUUCUUUUCAUGUAUGUGAGACCGAGUUCCACAUAUGCAUUGGAGCAUGACAUGAUAGUAUCAAUAUUUUACACCAUUGUAAUUCCCAUGCUAAAUCCUCUCAUUUACAGUUUGAGGAACAAAGAUGUAAAAGAGGCAAUGAAAAAAGUGUUUAGUAAAAGACAAAUUUAUGGAUAA
This is a messenger RNA of Myodes glareolus (Bank vole), 941 nucleotides long. Its product is annotated as olfactory receptor 5T7. Lineage: Eukaryota; Metazoa; Chordata; Mammalia; Rodentia; Cricetidae. Gene Ontology annotation, molecular function: G protein-coupled receptor activity; olfactory receptor activity. The record is from RefSeq and is a predicted model, not a curated record. Gene Ontology annotation, biological process: G protein-coupled receptor signaling pathway. Gene Ontology annotation, cellular component: membrane.